AUGCUUAGGGGGAUUAUAAAAUAUUGCCACCAUAGCGGGAGGACAAAAGUCGACGAGGAGGUUAAAAGGGAACAAGCGAACGAAAAGAAGGUAGAGAAAAGGAACGAUCAACAGGAAGAGAAAAUGGAAGGGAAGAAUAUCGAGAUGGACGAGGAGGCUGAAGGGAUGGAUGCUAAAAGUGGGAAAGUGGAGGAGGGCGAAAUGAAAGAUGUGGGGGUCGAAAGUGGGGAUGCAAAAAGUGAUGACGAGAAUGUACGAAACGACUGUGGGGACAACCCGAAAGACCACAACAGCAGCAGCGUCAUCGACCGGAAUACGCUGUGGAGUGACCUGUACAUCUCAAGGCCCUUCCUGAAGGUGCUCUACGAGGGCAAGUUCAACAAUCCCACGUUUAUCCAGCGUGACGUGAUACCGCUAGCCCUGGAAGGGAAGAGCAUUUUAGCUAACUCUGAGACAGGUUCAGGAAAAACGCUGGCUUUCGUGUUGCCCAUAUUGGAACGGCUGCUACACAGUCCCAACGUAAAAAUGAGAAGUCAUAAUCCGAAGAGCAUAUGCAUAACAAAAAGUUUAAUACUUUUACCAACGAGGGAACUGGCCCUCCAAUGUUACGACGUUGUGAAAAGUAUGACAAAAUAUGUGUCAAUUACUUAUUCACUUUUUUGUGGAGGCAUAGAUGUAAAGCAACAGGAGUAUGAGUACAAAAAGAAGAAAGACAUUUUCAUUUGCACUCCAGGAAGGAUAUUAGAUUUGUUGUUAAACUCGUCUAGCGAUUUUAUAAACUACCUAGAAGUGGUAGUGUUCGAUGAAGCUGACAAAUUAUUGGAGUUGGGUUUCAAGGAGGAAUGCCUAAAAGUGUUAGAUGUGUGUAAGUUUAAGAAGCAGAUUUUAUUUUUUUCAGCUACGUUAACUAGGGAUAUUAAGGAGCUAGCUAACUUUUCUCUUAAGAACCCAAUUUUUAUACAAAGCGGGGUAGAUAAUAGGAAAGUAGAUGCAAAGGGGGAAGUCAUCCCCAGUUGUAUUAGUAAUAAAAAAAUCUUAAAGUCUUUUAAAAUUUCAGAAAAAUUAAAUCAAGAAUUUGUAAACAUUGUAAAUGAGAAGUAUAGAAGAGCAGCUUUACUACAUCUGUGCAGUAAUGUGUAUAAAAAUCAUGCCAUCAUUUUUUUUAAGACAAAAAAAGAGACACAUUUGAUGUAUUUAAUCUUUUCCCUGUUUAACUUCAAAUGUGCCGAGUUGCAUGGUUCGCUUACUCAAAAGAAGAGAAUAGAAUCCAUAUUAAAAUUUAAGAAAAAUGAAGUGGACUUUUUAUUAUGUACUGAAUUGGCAUCUAGGGGAUUAGACAUAGAUCAUAUUCUCUACGUCAUAAAUUAUAACCUACCCUCCAACGUUAUUAAAUAUGUACAUAGAAUUGGAAGAACGGCAAGGAUAGGCAAAGACGGCACGGCGAGUACGCUCUACAGACCUAAUGAAAAAGCGGAUGUGAAAAAAAUCAUUAAAGGAUUGAAAAAAAGUAAAAAUGCUAAAAUAUUUAGGAGGAACAUAUCCAACGAUAGCAUCUUACACUGGGAUGAAUUACUUAGGAAGAAAAAAAAAAAAAUUAAAGAAAUGAUAAAGGAGGAAAAGGAAAACAAGGAAAUCGAUAAAGCCACCAAGUCGAUCGAGAAAAUUAAAAACCUCAUUCAGUUUAAGGACGAAAUUAUGAGUAGGCCACCCAGGGAGUGGUUCCUUACCAACAAGGAAAAACUGCACCUACGGAAGUUAAACAUGAAGAAUGACAUGUUAAGUGGUGAUUCCACGGGUGGGAGUCCAAGUGGCGAGGAUCAUGCUGGAGGGGAGCGCACCCGUAAAAAGGACACCGAUAGGAAGGGCGCACGUAAAAAGGAAACUGAUAAGCAGAAAACCGGCAAAGCCAAAAAGAAAAGCCAAAAGAGCGAUGAACAGGACGAAAAAAGCAAACUCAAAAGUUUUCGUUCCAUUAUAAGAGAACUGAAGCUGAACGUGCUGGUAAACGGCAAGGGGAAAAUGGACAAGUCGAAAAAUGCCAAGGGGGUUAAAAACAACUGGCAGAAGAAUAAGAACGGUGCAGGUGAACGACGUGGUAAUGGCGCUAAGAAGGGGAACAAGCCCCCCCGUAGCGCAGUUCAAAAGAAGGAGAAGAAGUUAAAGUGA
Messenger RNA from Plasmodium coatneyi, 2166 nucleotides. RefSeq lists its product as uncharacterized. The transcript has a single exon. Gene Ontology annotation, molecular function: ATP binding; nucleic acid binding. The coding region runs from base 1 to 2166 and encodes 721 amino acids. Lineage: Eukaryota; Apicomplexa; Aconoidasida; Haemosporida; Plasmodiidae. The record is from RefSeq and is a predicted model, not a curated record.